GGAAACAGAUUCUUCUUGAUUAUCCCCUACUGUUACUAGAGAGAAAAAUGUCUUCAGAUAACCAGUGGUCAGCAGAUGAAGACAAAGGCCAGUUAUCCCGAAUGAUCAGGAAAUCUAGAGAUUCCCCCUUUGUCCCUGCAGGGGUAGCAGGCUUUACGACUGUGGAGUCCUAUGGUCUUUACAAGUUAAAAUACAGAAGAGAUCAGAAAAUGUCCAUUCAUCUUAUUCACAUGAGAGUUGCUGCCCAAGGAUUUGUUGUAAGAGCUGUGACUCUAGGUGUUCUCUAUUCCAUGUAUAAGGAUUACAUUAGACCUUGAUCCUUCAAUGUGUCCAAAAAAUGAACCUUCAGACAAGAAAAACAAAAAGCCUUCUGAAAACUUUAUUAUGAAGAAUUUUUAAUAUGUAGCAAAUUAUACUGCAGAAGUUUCAGCCGGAAUUCUCAUCAACUUCAGCUGUUUAAGAAAGUUGAUUUCAAAAUCAACAAUCAUAGUCAGCUCAAAAAUAUCUUUCUUGUUGUCUUUCAAAGGCUAGGCCAUGAUUUUCUGACUUUUAAAAUUUUUAUUUUCUAGUUAGUGGCAGAAAAUAAUCUAUAUUAUGCCAAGUCAAUCUGAAAAUUAGGAGUUAUAUAGUGGCUACAGAAAAAUUUUCUCUAUCCAUAUUAAAUAUGAUGCUCUAUUCAUAGCUUAAUUCUCCACAAACAGGGCAAGGUAAUUAAGGCUUUCAUAAACUCCUUUCUAGAAUGGGCAAAAAUUACAUCAGAGGAGAAUGGCCAUGUUGUUAUUUAAAUCUGGUUCACCACUGUGC
Messenger RNA from Kogia breviceps (pygmy sperm whale), 804 nucleotides. RefSeq names its product HIG1 hypoxia inducible domain family member 1C (gene HIGD1C). The record is from RefSeq and is a predicted model, not a curated record. Gene Ontology annotation, biological process: mitochondrial respirasome assembly; negative regulation of apoptotic process. Gene Ontology annotation, cellular component: mitochondrion. NCBI's taxonomy places the organism in Eukaryota, Metazoa, Chordata, Mammalia, Artiodactyla, Physeteridae.